Messenger RNA from Phytophthora nicotianae INRA-310, 1930 nucleotides. RefSeq lists its product as hypothetical. The record is from RefSeq and is a predicted model, not a curated record. The coding region runs from base 980 to 1648 and encodes 222 amino acids. The transcript has 3 exons. Lineage: Eukaryota; Oomycota; Peronosporomycetes; Peronosporales; Peronosporaceae. Gene Ontology annotation, molecular function: RNA binding.
CGUGCAGCCAGACACGGUCCAUAGUGACUCCCUUCUUGCGAUUGCGUAGUCGAACUGUACAGUAUUCGUUCUCUAGUACUUGAAAUCCAGCCUUUUCGAACAGCUCCGCGAGAACUUCGCGCGAGAAAAAGUAGGCCAAGGUGCCGUCGCUGCGGUAGUACAGACUUGGGCCCAACUUCUUUGCGUUGCGUCGCAUGGCGAGGUCGUACAGCCCGUAGUCUCGGAAGCAGACAAUCCCUCCAGGUCGUAACGCCGCGAAGAUCUUUUGCAGUGUUUGAGCGAAUGAUUCUGGUGGUAAGGCCGAGAGUACAAACACCAUCAACACAAUAUCGAUGGACUCUGGAGCGACUCUCGUCAGCUCCUCUUGCGCAAUAUCGCACACGAAGGCUCGGCAUCGCUUGGGGUCAUACUCGGGAUUGUGCUGAAGAAUAUCAAUGGCGUGUGCGCUAAAGUCACAUACCUGUGCGUGGAUAUUGGGACAUUCGGCCAGAAUGGGGAAGAUGGCACUACCGUAGCCACAUCCAAGCUCCAGAACUUCCACCACCUCACGUUCUGGUGCGUAAAGCUCGGGGAACUCCUUGACGAGAUAGUUGCGGGGUUUGUACACCUUGCCUGGAUAAGCGGAACAUCAACGACAACGUUGAGUCAGCUUCAACAACCUGGGGUUUGAAGCGCAAUGACAGCCAGCCAACCAUUAUUGCGCUGGUGGAAGACGUCCCACUUAUCCUUGGCCUCCUUGGCAAGCUGCUGCGUCUCGAGGGGCCCCUCUUUUACCUCGCCUUCGACCACUUCGUCACGUUCCUUCGCGUGCAUCUCGCAUUCUCGAGCAAGGUCUUCCCACUCGAAGUCACGCGAGUGCAGCUGCACUUCGCGCUUCGGCUUGAGUUUAUGGUCUGCCAUGAUAAUGGCAAAUGAAAAGUCAUGUUGAGAUGCUUGACAUGUCAUUAAACACAGCAACAUAAUAUUAAUUCAACAACGAAUGGCACAAGCAAAGGAGAAGCGGAAGAAGAACAGUGCAGGCCGCGUGAAGAAGGACCCGCUCGUCAUAAAGGGCAGUGAUAAAAAUGCUGUGCGCAAAGGUCACGUAGUCUGUGUCACCAGUGUUCCGUCCGCACUGUGCGCCAGCGAGCGCACUGUACGAGACUUUUUCGCCGAGUACGGGAUGCUGCUAUCCGUCACGAUCCACCAUAACUUUUUGGACAUGAAGCCAGAUGGGUUCAUGUACUUGGAAUACGCGGAGAAGGGGGAAGCAGAAGCUGCCAUCGCUGCAGUGAAGGAGAAGAGUGUGGGUCUAGCAGCUCAAACGGACGUCAGGUUCACGAGGGCAAUAGAUCCUGCGGAUAUUACGGGGAUGAAAGCGGUGUUGGCGCUGCCUCGAGGAGAACCGAAUUUCCAGGUGGAUGAAAGCAUGAAGGACAUUUUGUUGGGCAGACUGGAGAUCAACCGCUUCUCGCAGAGCCAACAGGAACAGACGAUGGACGAGGACGAUCUCAUUCUGCAGAGUCUGUCGCAACAUUCGUUUACCAGCUCCCAACCGAAGAAGAAAAAGAAGCGCCAGAAACACCCGGAAGACGCCACGUCAAGUAAACUGAAAAAGGCCAAGAAGAAGAAACCGAGGUUCGAUAAGGUGGCUCUACCCACCGAGUAGAUCCAGAUCGUGGAUAUUAUUAACAAUAGGUUAGAUUAUUGCAACGAGGACGAUGAACGCUUCUCCUUCAUGCGCCGUAAAAGCAGCUGCAUCCGCUCGCUGGACGAGCAUGUACACGUGGUGUGGCCACAAGUCGGACACUGUUGUAACUUAGCCUUCUUAUUAGGAAGUUCACUGCUCACGAGGGCUUCACGGCGUGGAGUAGUUGACAACAAGGCUACUGGUUUCGCAUUGUCUUCUCUAGACGCCCCACCUGCAAGUGCAACUCGAGGGUCUUUGUCG